AUGGCGGCUCAAGUAGAAGAUGAUGUCGCCAACCUGAAGUUGGACGACUCCACCACCAAGCCUACAAACGGCACCUCGCAACCCGACUCCAAACUCAGCGCCGAAGCAGAAGAUUCCGACGACGAUGCUGAGGGCGACGGGAAUGGUACGGGAGAAGCAGGAGCCGAUGGUGCUGCCAAAAAGAAGAAGAAGAGAAAGCCACGCAAGAAGAAGAAGGCUGGCACCUCCGCCACAGCAGGAGCAAAGUCACAAACCUCACCCCCACGCGUUCUCAUCUCCGACCUCUUCCCCAACGACAGUUACCCCGAGGGUGAAAUCUGCGAAUACCGCGACGAAAACAGCUACCGCACCACGAACGAAGAGAAACGCCACCUCGACCGCAUGAACAACGACUUCCUCACCGACUAUCGCAAGGGCGCUGAGAUCCACCGCCAGGUACGCCAAUGGGCUGCAAACUGGAUCAAGCCGGGCAUGACGCUCACCGAGAUUGCCGAGGGCAUCGAGGACUCUGUGCGAGCUCUGACGGGCCACCAAGGGCUGGAAGAGGGCGAUGCACAGAAAGCGGGAAUGGGAUUUCCAACGGGUCUGAGCAUAAAUCACUGCGCCGCACACUAUACACCAAAUGCGGGCAACAAGGUGGUGGUCAACUACGAGGAUGUGAUGAAGGUCGAUUUCGGUGUCCACAUCAACGGCAGAAUCGUCGACAGCGCCUUUACCAAGACGUUUGAUCCCGUCUACGACCCGCUGGUGGAAGCAUGCAAGGCCGCGACCAAUGCGGGCAUCAAAGAGGCAGGCAUCGAUGUGCGCAUGAGUGACAUUGGCGCCGCAAUCCAAGAAGUCAUGGAAAGCUACGAGGUAGAAAUCGGCGGCAAGAUGCUACCCGUCAAGUGCAUCAGAAAUCUCAACGGCCACAGCAUCGGCCACUACACCAUUCACGGCGGCAAAACCGUGCCCAUUGUCAAGGGCAGCGACCAAACGAAAAUGGAAGAAGGCGAAACUUUUGCCAUUGAAACCUUUGGCUCAACAGGCAAAGGCUACGUCCGCGACGAUAUGGAAACAUCACACUACGCCCUCCGCCCAGACGCCCCCAAAGUCGCCCUCCGCAUCUCGUCUGCAAAAUCGCUCCUCGCCUCCAUCACCAAGAACUUCGGUACCCUCCCCUUUUGCCGCCGCUACCUCGACCGCCUCGGCCACGACAAGUACCUGCUGGGUCUCAAUAAUCUGGUCAGCAGCGGUAUUGUCGAGGCCUACCCGCCGCUGUGCGAUAUCAAGGGCAGUUGGACGGCGCAGAGUGAGCAUACGUUUGUGUUGAGGCCGACUUGCAAGGAGGUGUUGAGUCGGGGGGAUGAUUAUUAG
Plenodomus lingam JN3 is the source of this 1356-nucleotide messenger RNA. RefSeq lists its product as uncharacterized. Gene Ontology annotation, biological process: proteolysis. Lineage: Eukaryota; Fungi; Ascomycota; Dothideomycetes; Pleosporales; Leptosphaeriaceae. The record is from RefSeq and is a predicted model, not a curated record. Gene Ontology annotation, cellular component: cytoplasm. Gene Ontology annotation, molecular function: metalloaminopeptidase activity.